AUGGCGAAUGUUUUGCAACAUCAGCAUCAGUCUAUGGAGUCUCCUUAUGACAUGCUCGAAAGUCUCAAAAAGAUGUUCGGUGAGCAAAAUCGUGCAGCUAAGCAGACAAUCAUGAAAGCCCUUUUGAAUACCAAGAUGGCUGAAGGAUCAUCAGUUAGGGACCAUGUUCUGAAGAUAAUAUGUCUUUUGAAUGAACUGGAGGUCCUUAGAGUUGUGAUUAAUAAGGAAUCUCAAGUUGAGAUGGUCCUGCAGACUCUGCAUGAUAAUUUUCAACAAUUUCGCUUGAACUAUAAUAUGAAUUAA
Messenger RNA from Nicotiana tabacum (common tobacco), 303 nucleotides. RefSeq lists its product as uncharacterized. Lineage: Eukaryota; Viridiplantae; Streptophyta; Magnoliopsida; Solanales; Solanaceae. The record is from RefSeq and is a predicted model, not a curated record.